GGGUUGUUUUUGUCAAGAACUAGCUCAGAAAGUUUCGCUGCUGAAGACCCUCAAGGAAAACAAGUUAGUGGGUCUGUUGUUUGGAGUCAUGUGGAAGGCACUCAGCCUUACCUUGGCUCUCUGCCUGCUGGUGGGCUGCAGUGCAGAGAGCGAAACAGAAGGAGCCCGCUGUAAACUUCCUCCCGAGUGGAAGGUUGGGGAUGUGGAGCCCAUGAAGAACGCUCUUGGACAAGUGACAGUGGUGGCUUACCUCCAGGCCAGCUGAUUGUUCUGUCUGGAGCAAGCAUCAAAGCUUAAUGACUUGCUCCUGAAGCUGGAGAAGCAGGGUUAUCCAAAUAUAGCCUACAUGGUGGUAAACAACCGUGAGGAAAGGUCCCAGCGGCUGCACCACCUGCUUCAAGAAAGGCUGUUGAACAUCACCCUCUACGCCCAAGACCUCAGCCAGCCGGACGCCUGGCAGGCUGUAAAUGCUGAGAAGGAUGACAUUUUGGUCUAUGACAGGUGUGGCCGACUGACUUACCAUCUGUCACUUCCCUACACCAUCCUGAGCCACCCACAUGUGGAGGAGGCUAUAAAACAUACAUACUGUGAUCGCAUUUGCGGAGAGUGCAGCCUGGAGAGUUCAGCGCAACUUGAAGAGUGCAAGAAAGCCACAGAAGAAGUGAAUAAACCGGUGGAAGAAGAACCUAGUCAAGAUCAUGGUCAUCAUGAACAUGGUCAUCACGAGCAUCAAGGAGAGGCGGAAAGGCACAGACAUGGCCACCAUCAUCCCCACCACCACCAUCACCACCACCGAGGCCAACAGCAGGUUGAUGUGGACCAGCAGGUCCUAUCCCAGGUCGACUUUGGUCAGGUGGCUGUUGAAACACCAAUGAUGAAACGGCCUUGAGCAAAGCACAGCAGGUGAAAAGUGCAGUACAGCUGACAGCAGGGGGCAGAUUCCCCUGUGGCCAGCUGAUGCUGACACUGACGACAGCUCUUUGGCGGAGAAGGCAACGGGCGCGUGGCAGGUCUCUGACACUGUGAUGAGCCUCUUCCGGCCUCCUGACCCUGACAGGGCCUGAAGGAGCAGGACAACCACAUCAAGGAGACCUGACAGUGACGUCCCGCCCCUCCGGCCGAAUGAGAGCUGUCGCAACCAACCUGAGUCUGACCAGCAGGGGACGCCACUUGAGGGUGACGAAAGAAGUAAACAGGGAGCAAUCAAUAAUAUCAGCAUGUAAACAUCAAGUCACUGCUGGUUAACACUCAAGGUGAAACUUACCAACUAGUAUUUAAACCUCAGUGUGAGGCAGCACUGGACUUUAGCAUCCCGAUUUGCAAAUUAGUUCUUGUUCAAUGCAAGAUAAUCAAAUCAGGAACAUCAAAAUAAAACAGUUUUGAUUUGGCAAAAACAAAGAAACUGCAAGUAACACAUUGAAUCCAUUUUUAAGUAUUGUCUUGUAAAACAUACACCUAAUUUCCCCUAAAAAUCAUAAAUGUGAUUUUUUUAUCUGGUUAAAUCUGACUUUAACUGGUCCAGUGUCUGUAUUUUUUCACCUGAGAGUGUGUUCGGUUCAUCAUGUUAGUGUCUUUUCACCUCUAAGUGCUUUAUGUGGUCUUUAUGAAGGCAGGUGCAGAAACUAUGCACUAGUGGUGUCUGUCUGAUGUUUGGCCAUACAGAGCAGAGGGCAAAGGUCAUGUAACAUCCUGUAACCUUGGCUAUACCUAAUAAAAAUUUUGGGGUAUUAAAAUCUAUUUUUCUUAAAGUUCUAGUUUUCAGAAAGAUGUUUUUAUUGUGUGGAGAAGCAGUAGAAGUGGUUAAGUAGGUGGAAAGUUUAUUUUUAAAAAAAGACCAAACACUUUUGAAUCACUUUAUUGGGAUCAGUUUCUGUUUUCCAAUAGUUACUAGUAUGUCUGUUGUUUUAGGUAUACUUGGCAUUACAAUAAAAGCAAUGUUACUGGAUUAUAGGGAAAUGCACAAAGCCUGUAUCUUGUACUACACUUUUUUUAGAGAUGAGCAAGAAUUUAAUGGAGUAACAAGUGAAAGAUUGGGUUGUUGUUUUAUGAUAGAUGGUUUUAAACAUUUUUUAUACUUAAUGAAGGUUUUCUGGUAAAUCUUGUAUCACCUGGAAGACCCGAGAAACUGUAUGGAAAUGUAUGCUGUGGUAUAAAUGAAUGUGAAAUGUAUGUGAAAUGGAAGAGGGAAAAUAUGUUACUCAGAUAAAUUCAAAUAAAGUAAAAAUCAAAAUAAAUAAACAGUGUUGUACUUGCA
Danio rerio (zebrafish) is the source of this 2254-nucleotide messenger RNA. It is a transcript of the gene selenop, whose product is annotated as selenoprotein P. The record is from RefSeq and is marked reviewed. Gene Ontology annotation, molecular function: selenium binding. Gene Ontology annotation, cellular component: extracellular region. Lineage: Eukaryota; Metazoa; Chordata; Actinopteri; Cypriniformes; Danionidae.